CUCGUCUCUCCUUUCGCCCCUUCCAGGCUUCCAAUUCCCAACUUCCAACUUCCACCCACCCUCCUUUGACUCACUUUGUUCCGCUCGCUCCUUGCGACCCGCUACCCGCCUACAGCCUCACGCCAUGGCUGCUGCGGGAGUUUCCCAAGCCAGCUCCCCGCGCUUACCCAGUCCUCCCCCGUUCACGGAGGUCCAGAUCGGGCCCAAGUCUCCAUCAGUCGGCGAGUCCUUCGACAACGAGACCGAACAAUUGCUAGGCGCCUCCAAGACUGCCGAGGACGGCUCGACGCGGAGAAUCCGACCCGGCACGAGGGCUGUCGACAUGGCUUACGGCCCUCCUUUGAUCCCUCUUUCACAGCUUGACUCCCCCUUCCAACUCCAGGAACACCUCAAAGCCCUUUACAAUCAUUACACAAGACCCGAAGGCACGGAUACAGUUGUCCCAAUUAGCCGUGACGUCGCGAUCCAACUCGCGGAGCCUCCGGAUGGCGUCGACCGGUCGCUCUGGCUGUACGAACUCUGUCGUUUCCUAACCAUGAAAGUAAACAAUCUCAUCAUCGCCUUCUUCGCCGACUCCCCUCCCUGCUCCUCCCAGACGUGUCCCGAGAUGCGUGCGUCCGAGUGGCAGUACCUCUGCGCCGUCCACGAUCCCCCCAAAGCGUGUUGCGCGAUCGACUACUGCUGCCACACCCUUGAUUGGGCCACCAACAUCCUCACAUCGCCGAAAUACUUCCCCAGCAGGCUGACGCUGGGGUCUGAGACUGCCGGGGGCGCACAAGCAAGCAUGAGACACCUGACCAACAUCUUCCGUCGGCUGUAUCGCAUCUUCGCACACGCCUGGUUCCAACACCGCGAGGUGUUCUGGCAGGUGGAGGGCCACGACGGGCUCUACAUCUUCUUCAAGACGGUCUGCGAUAUGUACAACCUAAUUCCGGAAGACAAUUACACAGUUCCCGCGGAGGCUGAAGGCGUAGAUGUGCAUCAGCCACCGGCGCCGGAGCACACGGAUGGACGUCGGAUGACAAUCCUGCGAAAGGAUCCCGAGCCGUUCCCCGUGUCGCUUGAAAAUAUCGAGCCCGCGGCGAUCAGCACCGGUGCCACCACGAGGCGCCACAAGAAUAGCCCGUCGAUCGGCUCGGGCGUCACCACCAUCAGCGAAAGCGCGGAGGAUGAUGACCAGCCGAAGCAGCAGGCGGUUGCAGCGGCGACGGCCGCCGUGGCUGCUGCUGCCGCUGCUGCGGCUCCAGCUUCAACUCCAGCUCCUGCCGCCGCUCCUGUCAUUAUUCAUGCUCCGGCUCCGGCUCCGGCCCCGGCCCCGGCUCCAGAGGCUCCAGCUCCUGCUGCUCCCGCUCAAGAAGCUGAGCAAGCGCCAGAUGUGACCAAUGAGGAGCCGAAGGAAUCUGUUCAGCCGUCAUCUCCUGAUAGCAAUGGGUCCCAGGUCACCGUGGCUGAAGUCCACGAGGAUGAGGACGAGGCUGAGUCUGCGGCUGACGUUGGUUCUGAACCUGCUCCGGCCGUUUUGGAGACCACAACCGAAGAGAAGCCGGAGUCGGCCGAGCCAGAUUCCAAGGCUGACGCAGAAGAGCUGCCCGCAGAAGUGGCAAGCGAACCGACUGCGGAGACUUCAGAAACUACGGAAACCGCAGAGACCGCGGAGACCGCGGAGACCUCGGAGGUCGAGACGGCGCCGGAACAAGAGGCACCCAGCGAGCAGGAACCGCAGGCGGGGACCGAGGCAGGGAGCGAGCUGGCGGCGGAGGCCUAGUCGCACACUUUAUUUUCCUACUAUGACAUGAUGGCAUGUGUCUAUACCACGGCUGUAAUAUGUAUUGCUUGAUGUGGGUUCACGGCAGACGACGGAGGCACUGAUGUAAUAUACGACUCGAGCGAGUUUAAUG
This is a messenger RNA of Aspergillus heteromorphus CBS 117.55, 1898 nucleotides long. RefSeq names its product Mob1 family protein. The coding region runs from base 125 to 1765 and encodes 546 amino acids. The record is from RefSeq and is a predicted model, not a curated record. Gene Ontology annotation, cellular component: cytoplasm. Lineage: Eukaryota; Fungi; Ascomycota; Eurotiomycetes; Eurotiales; Aspergillaceae. The transcript is spliced from 2 exons.